GUUUGCCGUGACAGUUUAUUUGUAACAUAGCAUAACUAAAAAUCUAUUCAAAAUUGCAUUGCAAAAUGUUGUACGAAUUCAUUUUGCUGCUGCUAGGCUGUCUUUAUCCGGCUUUUGCCACCUACAACAGCCUUGACGCCAAUCAACAGCAGCUGCAGAUAAUAUGGCUUAAAUACUGGAUUAUAUUCGGCUGUGCCGUUGCACUGCACUUGAUGACCACCUGGUUGGAGAACUGGGUGCCCUUUCUAAGCAGCUUCAAGCUUUUCGUAGUCUGCUGGCUGCUGCCCAAUCUAGGCGGCGGCAGUCUACUGCUGCACGACAAAUUCGUGGAGCCUUUUAUGCAGCGCAACAUUAAGGUGAUGAACGAAGUGCUGACGGGUGUUACCCUAGUAAGCAGCGCCAUCAUGCGUGAACUAAUCAAGACCAUGUACCAGCUGCUGGUCGAUGUCUUUGAGCAGUGCUGGCUGCUCACCCGGAAUUCGGAGGAGCUGUGUGUAACGCCACGACUGCAAGCCUCCAUAAACGAUGUGAUUGCUGAGCUGCGCGAAGCACGCCAUGCCAUGGAUGUUAAGCCCAAAGAGGACUCCUUUCUGGACUUGGAUGACAUGGCGCUGCGCAUACUGCACGCCGAAGCGAAGAGCGCCCAGCGCAUGCAUCUUUCCUGGCAAUCUGCUAACCAGGAGUAUCUGGCGCCCAUUAAUAGCUGUGUGGGCUUAGUGCAGUCGAAACAGCAGCAGAUGCUGCCGCAGCCAUUUGUGGAGCUGGAACAGAUCCUUAGUAGCCAUACCUAGGCACAAAUUAAUUAUAACAAUAAUAAACAAAUAAAAUCAUUUGGGGCACAGCUUAUCAAAGCUUG
Molecule: messenger RNA, 856 nt
Organism: Drosophila busckii
Lineage: Eukaryota; Metazoa; Arthropoda; Insecta; Diptera; Drosophilidae
Gene: Reepl1
Product: putative HVA22-like protein g
Exons: 1
Coding region: 66-791 (241 amino acids)
Source: RefSeq, a predicted model, not a curated record